CCUCUCUUUGGUGAUCCAUCUCCACCAGCCACUAGACCUAGAAGAAGUUAGGAAGCCUUGGAGCUCUCUCGAGUUCCUACUCACUGAUUCCAUGACUAGAAUGUUGGAUCCGCUUACGGUGGGGAGAGUGAUAGGAGAUGUGUUCGAUUCUUUCAACCCUAGCGUGAAGCUGGAGGUCGUUUACGGUCCCAACAAGCGCGUCUACAAUGGCCAUGAGUUCAUGCCUUCUGCUGUAUGUGCAAAACCCCGGGUGGAGAUUGGUGGAGAUGAUAUGAGGAGCUUCUACACUCUUAUACUGACAGACCCAGAUGCUCCGAGUCCGAGUGAUCCGCACUUACGAGAACAUCUCCACUGGAUUGUUACCGACAUUCCCGGCACAACUAAUGUGUCUUUUGGUAGAGAAAUAGUCGGCUAUGAGGCUCCGAAGCCUUUCAUCGGCAUCCACAGGUACGUGUUUGUCCUCUUCAAGCAGAAAGGAAGGCAGACCGUGUACGCACCGGCUUCCAGAGACCACUUCAGCACGCGAGACUUCUCCGAGGAGAACGGCCUCGGCCUGCCGGUAGCGGCAGUCUACUUCAAUGCCCAAAGAGAAACAGCCGCAAGAAGAAGAUGAAUCGACGUACGUCGUCGUAUUGAAGCUUUGCCGGAGUUUGGCCUGCGUCUCAUUUUUAGCCUGUAAACUACGGUUUCAUUGCAAAGGGCUCUUCCGUGUUGUCAUGGUAGAAUUAGGGCUAGUAUGGGAUGACACGACGAAGACACUCGGUAGCCAUAUACUUGGCUGCUGUUUUU
Molecule: messenger RNA, 789 nt
Organism: Musa acuminata AAA Group (dessert banana)
Lineage: Eukaryota; Viridiplantae; Streptophyta; Magnoliopsida; Zingiberales; Musaceae
Product: CEN-like protein 1
Exons: 4
Coding region: 92-613 (173 amino acids)
Source: RefSeq, a predicted model, not a curated record